Molecule: messenger RNA, 5566 nt
Organism: Cyclopterus lumpus (lumpfish)
Lineage: Eukaryota; Metazoa; Chordata; Actinopteri; Perciformes; Cyclopteridae
Gene: rubcn
Product: rubicon autophagy regulator
Exons: 21
Coding region: 202-3078 (958 amino acids)
Biological process (GO): negative regulation of endocytosis; negative regulation of autophagosome maturation
Cellular component (GO): late endosome; early endosome
Molecular function (GO): phosphatidylinositol phosphate binding
Source: RefSeq, a predicted model, not a curated record
UGACAGCUGGUCAUGCGGCCUUCACUGUUUUGAUUCACAGCUCGGACAGGCGGGGUACAGCGAUGGCGGAGGACUGGAAGUCCGUGUAAUUGCUCCAAGCUACGGUAUCUACCGCGGUAACGGCUGUUGUACGGAAGAAGAUAUUGGAGUCAUCGGGGAAAGCUGGCGGCUUUUUACGGUACUCGAUUCCUUCCGGAUGACAUGGAGAUAUCGGCGGAGGGAGAGGCGGAAGAGCGCCGUAAGGAGCAAUGGAAGCUACUGUCCAGCCUGAAGACCACGGUGGAGGGUCUUGUGUCCACCAACAAUCCCAACGUGUGGUCACGUUAUGGCGGCUUGCAACGGCUGCACAAGGACAUGAACAACAUCCUGAGCCAUGGGCUAAAGAAUGAGCAGGUGUACUACAAGCAGAGAGACUAUUGGCCGUUUGUGUGGUGUGUUCGCUACAUCAGCCCUCACCUCGCCUCGCACGUUGAACAGUUCAGUCAUCUGGAGCCGGUACUGAGCAGCGGGAUGCAGAGGGCUGGUGAGAGCUACAAGGCUGAGCGCUGGCUCCUUCACAGCUUACAGGUUCACUUGCUGUCGGCUCAGCUACGACCUCUGCUCCGGCAUCUGGGGCAUACACGAAAAUACUAUAAUGAUGAUGCCUUUCUUCUGAGCGAGCCCCAUGUGACCGCCAUGUUCCAGUGUCUGGAAGCUGUGGAGCAGAAUAACCCCAAACUGCUGGCCCAAGUAGAUACUUUCGGGCUCUCCCCUCUGAAGGGCCCACCAUGUAUGGGCCUUUUAAAGAGCCAGAGCCUGUGUGUGUUGCCUGGGGUUGGAGGUGUUUGGAGGAACGCUGACUCGGCUCCCAGAGGAGAAUCUCUAAAUCGCAGACUCACCACCUCCAACUGCUCCCUCAGAGAAGCCGUGGCCACCAGCCACAACUCUGGGAACACUACGGGAGACGGAUCCCAAAACAGCAACAGCACAAACACUACCUCUCCAGCCAGCAGCCUGGGAGCUCCCUGGGUGUGUGUGUCUAGGCGGGGGGAGAGUGAGCGGGGCGUGACACCCCCUCCUGGCUCCGCCUUGGUCCCAUGUAUCUCGCUCACAGAGUCCCCCACGUCCACCUCCCUUCAGCCUGAGGCUGGGGACUCUGGUGAGGGCGACUAUGACGACGGUCCAGAGUACCUGGCUAUUGGUAACCUGGGUCAACGCAGCCGCUGUGACUCCCUAAGCUCCAACCACAGCAGUGAGCAGGGCAUCACCCAGGACCAGUCCCUGCAACGGAGUUCCAUAGCUCCGCCUCCACCCAGAAGCUCAUCUUUCUCAGAGGGCCAGAGGGAGCUGGGCCGGGGGCCCAGAGGACACACUCGUUCGUUUUCUGACACAGGGUUCAAUCAGAAACUCAGGAACGAAUCAGCAGGGGACGACUGCUGCAUCAAGAACUACAGCCCUUUCUCACCUCAGUGUAAAGAUGCCAGCUCUCCCAGUUCCCUCUACAUGGAGUCUCAUGGAUCCCAGUACAACAGUGUUCCCGAUGGGAUGUUCAGGAAGCCGUCAGAGGGCCAGAGCCUCAUCAGCUACCUGUCAGAGCAGGACUUUGGCAGCUGUGCUGACCUUGAGAAGGAAAAUGCUCAUUUUAGCAUUUCAGAGUCCCUUAUUGCUGCCAUCGAGCUGAUGAAGUACAACAUGCGGCGUCAGGAGGAGGGCGAGGAGGAGGUAGACAGCGACUGUGAGAUUCAGCAGCUCAAACAGAAGAUCCGUCUGCGCAGGCAGCAGAUCCGACGCAGCCGCCUGCCGCCAUGCGCAGACCCCCAGCACAUUUUCCACUCCACUGACAGCGGAGGCUCCAGGAGGAGCUCUCAGGACUCCUGCCAGGGCCUGUCUGACUCCGGCUCAGCUGAGGAGGUGGAGGAGUGCGAACUACGAGAUGGCUGUGAGGGUCAGUCCCUGCUGGCGGUGUCUCAGAACGGCCUCUCCCUGUCACUCGCCUCCCUCUUCUCAGAUGCAGACAUUAAGCGCAGCGUAAGCUCCAGUGGCAGGUCUCUUCUCAGCUCCGAGUCAAUCUCUCCGUCCUUCCUCCACUCUAACUCGGCUGAGUCGGUAGCCAUGGGUUUACUCAGGCAAUUUGAGGGCAUGCAGCUUCCUGCAGCCUCUGAGCUCGACUGGCUGGUCCCAGAACACGACGCUCCACAGAAGCUGCUGCCCAUCCCUGACUCUCUGCCGAUCUCACCUGAUGAUGGUGAACACGCAGACAUAUACAAGCUGAGGAUUCGGGUUCGAGGUAACCUGGAGUGGGCGCCGCCCCGACCACAGAUCAUCUUCAACAUUCAUUCCACCCCAAAGAGGAAGAUAGAUGUGGCUAAACAGAACUACCGCUGCGCUGGCUGUGGUACCCGGAUCGACCCAGAUUAUAUCAAGCGACUGCGUUACUGUGAAUACCUCGGCCGUUACUUCUGCCAGUGCUGCCAUGAGAACGCCCAGGCGGUGGUACCUGCCCGAGUGCUGAGGAAGUGGGACUUCAGCAAGUACUAUGUCAGCAACUUUGCCCGGGACCUGCUGAGCAAGAUUGCCGGAGACCCGCUAUUCAACCCCAAUGACAUCAACAGUGGCCUGUACAAGAAGAUCAAAGCUCUGGAGGCAGUCAGGGUUUUGAGAGUGCAGCUGUUUCACAUGAAAAAUCUCUUCAAGACCUGUCGCUUUGCAAAAGAGGUGCUGGACCAGUUCGACAGCCUGCCAGGUCACCUGACCGAGGACCUUCAUCUCUUUUCCCUCAGCGACCUCACUGCUGUGCGUAACGGGGAACUGGCUCCCCGGAUGAAAGUGCUCCUAAAACUUGGUACCCUGCACGCAGCUGGCUGUGUGCUGUGUCAGGCCAAGGGCUUUGUGUGCGAGUUUUGCAGCAACGACAAAGACAUCAUCUUCCCCUUCCAGCUGAACAAGUGCCAGCGCUGCGAAGAGUGCCAUGCGUGUUACCAUCGCAGCUGUUUCCGGACAGGCAAAGACUGUCCUCGAUGUCAGCGGCUGGCAGAGCGGAGAGAGAGGAUGGCACGCAAAAACAUGGAGGAACAAGAAGACGAGGGCGGUGGGCCCUAGUGCCGGUAACAGAAGACACUCUGAGACAAUGCGACCAUGAUUGUAGUGACAGACCGCCUCGCUUUCUGUUCCAGUCCUCUUCCACCCGGGUGACAAUACAGCAAACUAAUGUUCAAUCUCAAGAGAUUGCCAGAUGUGCAGAUUUUACGACAACAGUGCAUCAGUUGUGUUUAGUAUGGCUACUGUUGAUUUUCAUAGGCAUUUAAGUGUAAACUUGUCCACUUUCACACAUGCAGUUUACUCUGAGUAGUGGUUGUUUUUUGUGUCCGCGUAAUUUAUGAAUAGGAGUCUUGAGUCAAUUUUUCCAUGAAAGUGUUGUGAAUUGCUCAGGCUUUUUUUUUUUAUAAUCAGGAAUUCUUUAAAAAUACUCUAAAAACUAUCUUGAGAUUGGCUCAUCCUAAAUAUUUAAUUCAAAUAAAUACUUAUUUAUACACAUUUCCUUAGACAUAAUAUGUUUUAAAUGACAAAACCUUCUGACAUGUGACUUACAGAGACUUAAAGUCACAUGUGUGAAAAGGACCUGAGAUUCACUAAACGUUUUGGCACUUUUUUCCAUUGUGGUACAUCUAAUUUAUUUGGGAUUUAACUAGAUCAGAAAACUAUUGUACCCAGGUUUGAUAUUCUUGUUUCCUUCAAUUGCAGCUUUUUUGCAACGGCUUCAAUUGUGGUAAAUAUAUUGGCUACUGGCUUAGCUGACGUUUGUUUUUGUGACUUAAAAUGGCAGGAUCUAUUUAAAAAACCCAAAAAAUUCUCUUUAAUGUUUUGACAGAUUUUUCAGUGCAGACACUGUAUUUGAUCAAUCUUGCCCUUUUUUAUAUUGAGAUUUUUAUUUUAGUUUGUAAAUAUUGAAGGUGUUUGACUAAUCCUUUCUCCAAUGCGCCUACUGUUCCCUUUUAAGCUCUUAACCAUGCUUAUGUGCCUCUGGGACCAAUGAACUAAGACUGGAUGAGCCUGUGGAGUUACAUUGGAAAGUUGAGUUUAUAGAAGGACUUGAAUUAGACUUCAGUUAGUGUGUGUGUGUGUGUGUGUGUGUGUGUGUGUGUGUGUGUGUGUGUGUGUGUGUGUGUGUGUGUGUGUGUGUGUGUGUGUGUGUGUGUGUGUGUGUGUGUGUGUGUGUGUGUGUGUGUGUGUGUGUGUGUGUGUGUGUGUGUGUGUGUGUGUGUGUGUGUGUGUGUGUGUGUGUGUGUGUGUGUGUGUGUGUGUGUGUGUGUGUGUGUGUGUGUGUGUGUGUGUGUGUGUGUGUGUGUGUGUGUGUGUGUGUGUGUGUGUGUGUGUGUGUGUGUGUGUGUGUGUGUGUGUGUGUGUGUGUGUGUGUGUGUGUGUGUGUGUGUGUGUGUGUGUGUGUGUGUGUGUGUGUGUGUGUGUGUGUGUGUGUGUGUGUUGUGUGUGUGUGUGUGUGUGUGUGUGUGUGUGUGUGUGUGUGUGUGUGUGUGUGUGUGUGCGUGCUGUAUAUGCAAUCAUGCACAAAAGGUUUGCACCAGCCUAAUCAGCACUUGUUUCUAACGUCGCAGGUUUUGGAAUAAUAGCGUUGAGUUAAUUGCACUGAUCCGUCUGUUGUUGUUGUUAUUGUUGGAGGGGUUGGCACAUCACUCUUUAGGUGAUGUUCGUUUUAAGAAUAUGAACGUUGAAUGCACUACAUUAUGAAGGGGUUCAGUCCAUAAUUACAGAGCCACAAUUGAAUAGAUAAGUCAUACUCUUAACAUGCAGCAACAUAAUUAUCAAAAUGUAUUAAUCACCUCUUGGACUGAAAUUCUUCAUACUUAAAAUAUGUCAGUUCAAAAAAGUAGCUUGGGCCAGCAGCUGGUUAGCUUACCUUACCUUAAAGACUGGAAAUGGAGGGAUCCAGCUAUAGCCUGGUUUCUAAAAUGCUAAAGCUCAAUAACUGACAGCAGUUGAACCAAACAACAUGUUUUCUUUCUCAGAUUUUUUUUGGAGUGAUAUCUAGAGGCAAGGGAGACAAGUAUUCAAGUAUUUCACAGGUAAAAAGCAGAAAUUGUGUGAAGAAAAUGUAAAGUUUUACUAGACAAUGUGUCCUGCACUUGUACUCAUCCUGACCCCUCAGACACAUUUGGGACCCCUUAAUUUUACAGCAAUGUUAUGUGAACCAACCUGUUAAUGGAUCUCCAGUCCAUACCGUCCUCAUCAGGCUUUGCUUUAUGUGUACAAUCAAUCCCUCACGAGGUCAUCGCACUCUCAUGAGAACCCACUUAAAGCAAAACAUGUGAUAUGUAUGUCCAUAAGCCCCCACAGAUGAGUAUUAAAGAGAUAAACUGCGCCCAUGUCUUCAGGCUCCUUUCGAAGGGAACACGUAAACCUCUUCAAUGAAGUGGCCGCUCGACUCAGCAGAUGGUUUAUCUUUAAACUGUCUUUAACAUGGAGGUGUUCAAAGUGCACUACAGAUUAAAGUGUCUGUUAUACAAAAAUGUAAUUGAUUUGUGUUAAUUUGUCUUUGUUCUGUAAUUGACAAUAAAAGACUGGCCAGACUGUU